AGCAGACAUGUCUGUACAUGACAACUUUCGUUCUGUACCUGCAUUUUUUGUCAUGCUUUUUCUUGGGAACCAGCAAUUUACGCUUUAGAAUUGUUGCAGUAAGCAAAGUAGCACAUUUCCUCCUUCUACACCAGAAAAACGAAAUUUCCAGCUGAUUACCAGAAAAACGAUUGUUACCUACAAGGUUUGGGCAUGAAAAUCUAAUUGUCAUAUUUUCACUCUUCCUCGUGGUGCCGUACCUUUUCCAUAAAACAUGUGGGUGCUUUGGAUUCUACUCUUAACUGGAAACUUUAUCACUGAGUCCUGGAGCCUUGAUGUCAGUCAUUUAUCUGUGACAUAUGGCCAACAGCUAAGUAUCACAAUGAUGAGUGUUACUGAUAAAUUAGAGUUUACAUCUGUGAAUAAAGAGCAGUCGUAUAUUAUCUGGUCCAGAAAUGCCCAACCAAAAAAAGGAAAAGUGAUAUCAUCAGGUGAAGAAAAUCACUUUGUGAUUAAGUCUGUCACAUUUGAUGAUCAGGGAAACUACACACAGUGGAACCUCUGGGGAAAAGUGGGUUCAGUCCAUUUAGUGAAGGUUCUCUCUAAAAGACGUAUCCAGGGUUGCGUGCCUGGUAAAAAUCUGAGCAUUUCCAUGGACGGCCUUUCAAAGGAUGACGUUAAACUACAGUUCUUCGGCAAAGAUUUCAACCUCACACUGGUGGAGCACGGUUUGCCAGUGGGCAACAACCAGUUCGGAUAUUGGGGACGGAUCCACAUAACUUCCAAAAGUAUACAAGUUCUUAUUGUUGAUGGUUCGGAUGUGGGGAAGUAUAUACUCAGUGACCAUGAAAAUAAUACGGUCACGAUCAUCAUUCUAAGCAUGUUCAACUGUGAACUUCAACCCACUCAACUGAAACGGAUACACGGCCAGCAGUUGAUUAUCAAGCUGCCUAUUUGGUAUAAGAAGUUGGAGUUUAGCUCAGAAAAAGAAAAGCAAUCUGUUCUCUGGCCCAGUUGUGCUCAGCACACAAGGAAAUAUGUUAAAGGAUCAGGUUAUAAAAGACAAUUUAUUAUUAACCCUGUCACAUAUAAUGAUCAAGGAACCUACACAAGGUGGAACUACAGGGAUCAAGUGUCAUCUGUUUUUAAACUGGAGGUUUUCACUGCAACCCAUAUCAAGGAUUGUGAAGAUGGUAAGACUUUCACAAUUUCACUGGAUGGCCUGGCAAAAGAAGACGUCACACUGCUUUUCACCAACGAAGAUUCCAAUAUCACUCUGGUGGAGCACGGCUUACCUGUGAACAACUCACAUAAUCACUUCUCAGAACGGAUCCAGGUGACUAGCAGUGAUAUCCAGGUGCUCAAUAUUGGUGUCUCUGACAUGGGCAACUACACACUCACUGAUCAUGAAGGUCGCAAGGUCAAGGUCAUUACUCCACACUUUGUCUAUAAGGCAAAACCUCUGCUAGCUCUGCUGCUGUUGCUUUUAAUACCCGCCUUGAUUUGCUGCUGCUAUGGGGAUAAGAUUUAUAAAAAAUGCACCAGAUCCACAACCACCACCGCUGCAAGCACCACUAUGAGUGCAGUGAAGACUGAAAACCAAAAUCCACUUCUUGCAGACAAGAAGAAACCCAAAGCUCCUGCAGGCAGGACACCGGUAAAGCAGUCUCCAGCCCAAAAAUGACUGAUGUCCAGAUCUUAUUGGAUUUCGCAGUAGAAAUUCAACAUUGCCAUGGGAUAGAAGUCCACCUGUAUUUUCUUUCAACAGCCUGCAUUUCUACCUUAUAUUGUUACAUGGCCUUACGUGGAAAACUGGGUUACCCAGACACAGUGUUGUUCCAAAGGUUAGUUUUAUUAGUGUAGUUUAGUCAGUAAGCAAUGGACCUAAUAGUUAUACAUCUUAUAGUUUUUACAUCUUUUAUUGUUAAUAAAAUUGGAAAUAACAACAAUUGGAUGAAUUGUAAGUCACCUAAUGCUAACCCUAGCAGUAUUGCUAACUAAUAUGUCUCCAUUCAUCUACUGUAUAAUUGCUAAUAUGGAUAGAUGUAUGGAUGGACAUUAUUAAUCCCCAAGGGUAAAUUUGUGAAAUUUAUAUAAUCAAUUCUAAAAAUGCUGCUUCUCGUCCCUUUAUACUGUUAUUUUUAUGGUUCUCAGUACAGCCCAUUGUACAUUAUGGAAACCAAAAAAAUUAUGGAGAAUACAUUGUACCAGAGAGAAAAGCAAUUACUUAAGUGAUACACAAUUGAAUUGCUUUUCAUUUGUGACCUAAACAAAAUAUACCAUAAUGAAAACGGAAUAAAACAGACAAUCAAUCUGUCAUAUGGACCCAUACUUUCAGCCCUUAGUGCACAUGUACAGUUUAGUUUUUCCUAGACACAAAGCAAACAAGCAACAGGAUUCUGCUCUGUACUGGUGCUUAGGUAAUGAAUUAAAAAUGAAUGUUUGCUAUCUUUAAAUCCAGAGUAAAGUUUUCAAAUAAAUUA
Tachysurus vachellii is the source of this 2462-nucleotide messenger RNA. RefSeq lists its product as uncharacterized. The transcript has 9 exons. The record is from RefSeq and is a predicted model, not a curated record. The coding region runs from base 254 to 1663 and encodes 469 amino acids. NCBI's taxonomy places the organism in Eukaryota, Metazoa, Chordata, Actinopteri, Siluriformes, Bagridae.